Messenger RNA from Quercus lobata, 522 nucleotides. RefSeq lists its product as uncharacterized. The transcript has 2 exons. Bases 1 to 522 code for a protein of 173 amino acids. NCBI's taxonomy places the organism in Eukaryota, Viridiplantae, Streptophyta, Magnoliopsida, Fagales, Fagaceae. The record is from RefSeq and is a predicted model, not a curated record.
AUGGACGCCAUGAGCCGAGCCUUACCAAGGGCUGCCCAGUCACUAUUCUCCGAUGAAAUUGAACGGGCCCCUAUGCCGAGUCGAUUUACACGACCACCAUUCAAUUCCUACGAUGGGAAGACAGAUCCUGUGGAGCAUCUUUACCCAGCUGAUCUUGGCAGUAAAUUCGUGACAUGCAGCCGAGUGCCGCAGCCGGUGGAUUUGCUAUUUUCCAUAAAGAUGAGGGUCGGUGAAACCCUUCGAAAUUAUGCCAGUCGGUACUGGGAACUAUACAACGAGAUAAGUGGAGGAAAUGAGAAGAUAGCGGCAAGCACCUUCAAGAUGGGGCUCCCCGAGGAUUCUGAACUACGGGAGUCGUUGACGAAAAGACCUCCCGAGGAUAUGAGACAACUUAUGAGGCGCAUUAAGGAGUAUAAGUUCCUGGAAGAUGAUCGGCUGCAAAAUAAGGAGAAAGCCCCGCUACUCAGAAGAUCUCGGCAGGGCAUUAUUCCGGCAAUAUCGAAAAAAGAUUUCAGGAUGUAG